Molecule: messenger RNA, 3579 nt
Organism: Patella vulgata (common limpet)
Lineage: Eukaryota; Metazoa; Mollusca; Gastropoda; Patellidae
Product: silk gland factor 3
Exons: 1
Coding region: 85-1353 (422 amino acids)
Biological process (GO): brain development; regulation of transcription by RNA polymerase II
Cellular component (GO): nucleus
Molecular function (GO): DNA-binding transcription factor activity, RNA polymerase II-specific; RNA polymerase II cis-regulatory region sequence-specific DNA binding
Source: RefSeq, a predicted model, not a curated record
GCUUCACUAUACAUGAAUAACACAGGCGGAAUCGGAUAGGAUUUUAUAAGUGAUCAGUGAAAGCAGCUGUGGUUUUUUAAGACCAUGGCCGCCUCUAGUGCUAGUUUAUACCUAUCUACCAGUGUUCCAUCAUCUUUAACUAUGAACCAAGGUGGACUCAUGAAUCAUGGAAUGCAAGUUCACGGAACGCAAGGACAAUAUUCUCCUCGAGACGUACAGGAGUUGAAAUAUAUACCACAACAACACCAGAAUGGACACCAUUUGAGUCACCACAACCCGUGGGUAGGGCUGUCACAUGAAGCCCAACAUUGGGGUGCAAGUAUGGGCCAAGGAAUGCAUGGACAGGACAUGAAACCGCAUGGUAACGUAUUGGACGGCACGGGAGGUACGUUACAUCAUCGGCCUAUUCAGCAAAUACAUCCAAGUCACUCAUGGCAUAACGCCGUAUCGUCACCUCACUUACCUAUAUCUAAUGGUAAUCACCAGCUUCAACAAUAUGGCUAUAUGAAUAUGAAUGGAAUGAUGUCACCCCAUGGCAUGCAUCCCUUGGAUCAACCUGAACCAGAUUUGGAACCGCAGCCACAGUCCGACGAAGACACCCCAACAUCCGACGAUUUAGAAGCCUUCGCUAAACAGUUCAAACAGAGGAGAAUAAAAUUGGGUUUCACCCAAGCAGAUGUGGGCCUGGCCCUAGGGACAUUAUACGGUAACGUUUUUAGUCAAACUACUAUCUGUCGUUUUGAAGCCCUACAAUUAAGUUUUAAAAAUAUGUGUAAGUUGAAGCCGUUGUUACAAAAGUGGUUAGAAGAAGCUGACAGUACGACCGGGUCGCCUACUAGUAUAGAUAAAAUAGCAGCGCAGGGUAGAAAACGUAAGAAGAGGACAAGUAUUGAAGUGACAGUGAAAGGGGCUUUAGAAACUCACUUUUUACAACAGCCGAAACCGGCCGCACCGGAAAUUACACAUCUCGCCGAUUCACUGCAGUUAGAGAAAGAAGUUGUGCGGGUAUGGUUUUGUAAUCGUCGUCAAAAAGAAAAGCGAAUGACCCCUCCAAUGCAAGUGGGGCCGAAUGGAGAGAUGAUUUUAAUGAAUGAAGACGGCUGCCCCGACUCGGUUAAUAGUAACAGUAAGAGUCCCCUGCUUCAUUCUGCUAGCAGUCCCGGCGAUUCCAAUUCAAACAGCUCACCAAAUCACUGUAUGGCCAAUUCUAUUUCUCAUAGCAUGGCAAAUUCAGUGUCCAUUCCUCAGGGGUAUUUUUCUCAAGCCUAUAACCUCCACCACCAUCAUCAUCAGUCUCAACACUCACCACCCCCACAGACUCAUUCCAUGAAUCUAUCUCCGCAUCAUCACUGAUGGUGGUAAGGUACCUCUUUUUAAUUUAAAAAACUGUUUAAAGGGGACCGUAAAGAAUGAAGUAAACUAAACAUUUUUAUGUCAAGUAUUACCGUGAACUGUGUAUUUUGUGCUCGGGACACCAAUAUAAUAAUGUGCAUGGAGCUGUGUUAAUAUAUAAAUAUAUAUAUAAAUAUACAGAAACUUCUAUAUACAGCUAAUUAUUAAAGACAUUUAAACCCCCGUGGGAGUUUUAUGCUGGUCAAGAAGGGCAUUCCCUGCGUAACAAACAGUUAAGAAAAAUUGUAAACAAUUUUUACCGCCAAAGACAAAACGAAAGAUCCAACAACAGUAAGUUUAAUAUUGAUUUCACUUUUUGUUGUUGAACAUUUUUAUUAUUUAAUUACAAACAAUGGUACUCUUUGGCAGUAUAAAUUUAGAGAUUGUGAAUGUGAGCGAAACGAAACUGUUUAUUAUUAUUAUUUAACACCAAUCAGUGCUUUUUUUUUUGGAAACUAUUUGAAGUGACAUCUAAUAUUAUUGUAAUAGGGUUUAAUACCCGUGUGUUAAUAUUAUUGUGAAAUUGAAGAGGUUUGAGUUAUGAGAGUGUAUUUCGUGUGGAUAACUUUGGUAGGUAUUCGUGCUUUUAAUCUUGCCGAACAAUUUAUUUAAAAUCACACCAAAAACAGUAUAGUAUACCCGAUAGACGUUAUUAUUAUUCAACCGCGAUCAGUCAAAUGUGAUUUUAUUAUAUAUGUGGUUGAUUUUGGACAAUAACCUCUAAUAUUUAACUAUAUUCUGUUACUGUAUGUACAUACAUGUAUAUGACCACACAGAGUUUGUCGGUUGUAUCUAAAAAUAGAAUCCGAUUAAAGCAACAAGACGAAUAUUGCUAAAAGAAAGAAUUUGCAUUUUUUGUGGGUGUAAUAUAGUAAAAAGACUAUAUUAAUUAUUAUUAAUUAUUAUUAUUGUUCUUUAUGUGAUUAAUGUUAAAACAAUGAGCGAUUAAAUCGCUUCCUUCGGUCUUUUAUUGUAAUUUAUGUAAAAUGGUAGCAUAAUUUAAUUCUUGUAAAUUGUUCGAUUUUUUCCAUUAUUUUUUCUCGAUUUCUUUAUUCGUUGUUUCACAUUCCAGAUUUUGGAUAAUAUACAAUUCUGCAUAAUUAUUUAUUUACCUUCAAAUUUUAUUUUCUAAAUGCAGCUUAAAUGUUUUACUUUCAUUUUUAUAUCUAAAAAUACUCAUUAGAAGAAAAAUCAUUCCUUACUGGCAUAAUAUAAAGAUGUAUAAUCAUAAAUAAUAAUUAUGGAUUUACACGCGCUUUAAUUACUGUCUUUGAUAUAAUUUAAUGAACAAAACGUUAUAAAAAGAAAGAUUCAUAAUUUUUAUUGAUCAUAUUUACAUGAAAUCAUUUUAAAGAAAAGUCUUUUUACUGUUAUAAAAAAUAAAUUGUUCAUAAAUACUAUAUACACUUGGUAUUUUGUACUGUAUUGGUGCGGUAUUUUAUUUAUCCCCGUCUUGCGGUAGUGAUAAAAGCUAUUCAGUCUUUCAUUUAAUAUAAUAAAAACCAAUAGAGUAAUGUGCACUUAAUUAACAAAUAAUUCAAUAAUCGCCUAGUUUGGUAUUUUAAUUAAAAUCUAGUUUACGCUCAGGUGAUAUAUAAUUUGAUAUAUUUAUUUGUUAGCUUUCAGUUCUUUGGGUAUGAUUUUACAGAACAAUAAUAUUAUGUUUGUAUUUGUUUCUAAAAGAGUUAUGAAUUAUAAAAAAAAUUCUGUGAAAAAAUUAAUCAAUUGGUUUGUUAUAUUUAUCAACAAAGGUCAUUAAUUACAAAAAUAAACACCUCAACAAUUAAUUGUAAUCGAUAAUUUUUAAUUUCGGCCAAAACUGAUGGAAAAUUCUCUGUUGUCUUCUUAGCAUACUGGUUCUUACAUACUGUGUCCCAUUUUUAAUUAAAAUUUUAAUAUGAUUUGUAAUUUUGUUCCAAUUUAAAAAUAAAGAAGAAAAAAGACCGGUUUCUUGAUAAACAUGUAGAAUUAUCCAAAUUACAUAUAGUGCAGUUUAUUACAAAAAUACAUAUAUUAUAUUUCAUGGUACAUACUGAAUAGCUUAUAUCAUUACUUAUAUCUACUGUUUUAAAAGAGAUUAUAAUUUAUCGGUGAUAUUAAGAAAACGCAGCUUUGCCUACGCAUAUCCCCUUUCCUUAAAGGAGUGUUUCAAUAUUAGACAUAUUUUAAACUUCUCAUAUAAAAUCA